Messenger RNA from Linum trigynum, 1038 nucleotides. NCBI's taxonomy places the organism in Eukaryota, Viridiplantae, Streptophyta, Magnoliopsida, Malpighiales, Linaceae. The record is from the annotation of a GenBank genome assembly.
AUGGCCGGAAUCAAUCCUCAUGUGCCUCUGCAUCUGGCUCAGGAAGCUAUCUUCACUGGGAAGGGUUUCAGAAAUGCCGAGGACUAUGCUCGCUACCUCAUUAAGUUCCAAGAUCGUCCCCUGUGUCCUUCUAUCUCACUAGAUCCAGCUCGCUUCAAUCGCUAUGAUAUGAACAUCCCUGGGCUGAUCAAUGCUGUUGGCUGGUCAAAUCUGCCGCUGGAUCAGUGCUACAGCUUUCGUCCAGAAGCUGUACGAAUGUUCUAUGCAAACAUGCAGCCCUGCUUCAACACUGAUCCUCCCACUUUCACCACUAUGGUGUACAAUUACUUGAUCACUAUCUCGGUCGACAUUCUGUCUUACCUUCUCGGGUAUCCUAUUGCUGGUACUGAAGUUUUGGAUGAAGGAGACUUCCAGCAAGUUGGUUUCAAUGAAGUUGAAGCCAUUCGUCUGUACACAAGAGAUACGGGUGAAUAUUAUUCCUCUCAGCUUGCCACUGGACGUCUCCCCGAUGAUCUCAAAGUGCUCCAUUUCUUUAUCACUAGGGUCUUCCUUCCUCGCUCUCAUGGACUCAAUCGAAUCUAUCCUAUGGAUAUGUGGAUUCUGGCUAGUGCAAAAGAAAAUCGCCCCAUUAGCUAUCCCCAUCUCAUGUUCAAUCAUAUGCUUCAUUACUGUGAUGACAAUUUCAAUGAGGAACUACCCUUUGCUCCUCAAAUUACUCUACUGCUGCGCGGCUUAGGUAUUGAUCUUCGUUACAAAGUGGCUCGGGUCGAUCUGAUUGAUACUCUUUGUGCUCAGUUUGUUCUUCGCAAGGUGAAUGCCUUUGUUGGACGAAGGCGUCCUCGAGUCAAUGCUUCAGGGGGAGAAGAGACUGUAGUUCCUGCAGCAGCACCCUUAGUGGAUGAAGCUGUUCCUGAGGAACCAGUAGCGGCUGAAAAUCUUGAAGAUGGACUCAGCACUGCAGAACUGGAUGAAGAAGGUGUAGGAGGAGAUGAAGGGGAAAUCUCUGACUAUCUGUCCUCCCCAUCGUUUCAGUUCUAA